Molecule: messenger RNA, 3211 nt
Organism: Mus pahari (shrew mouse)
Lineage: Eukaryota; Metazoa; Chordata; Mammalia; Rodentia; Muridae
Gene: Actr1b
Product: actin related protein 1B
Exons: 11
Coding region: 144-1274 (376 amino acids)
Source: RefSeq, a predicted model, not a curated record
GGCUGCGUUCGCGUAGGCAGCGCACUGGGGGAGGGGAGCGGCGCGGUGUCUGGAGUCGCAUCCGUCCAGGUCUCCCCGCGAGCCUUGUAGCCCGCCGGUCCUCCUGCAGCCCGCCUGCUGGGCAGGGCCGGCUCGGCCGGGCCAUGGAGUCCUACGACAUCAUCGCUAACCAGCCCGUGGUCAUCGACAAUGGUUCCGGGGUGAUCAAGGCUGGCUUUGCAGGAGACCAGAUUCCUAAGUACUGUUUCCCAAACUAUGUCGGACGGCCAAAGCACAUGCGGGUUAUGGCUGGAGCCCUGGAGGGGGACCUGUUCAUUGGACCGAAAGCAGAGGAGCACCGAGGGCUGCUGACCAUCCGAUACCCCAUGGAGCACGGUGUGGUACGGGAUUGGAACGACAUGGAGCGUAUCUGGCAGUACGUCUACUCUAAGGACCAGCUGCAGACCUUCUCCGAGGAGCAUCCUGUUCUUCUAACGGAGGCCCCACUGAACCCCAGUAAGAACCGGGAGAAGGCGGCAGAGGUGUUCUUUGAAACCUUCAAUGUUCCUGCACUGUUUAUCUCCAUGCAGGCCGUGCUCAGCCUGUACGCAACAGGACGCACCACAGGAGUGGUUUUAGAUUCGGGGGACGGGGUCACUCACGCUGUCCCCAUCUAUGAGGGCUUUGCCAUGCCACACUCCAUCAUGCGGGUAGACAUUGCCGGCCGGGACGUAUCUCGAUAUCUGAGGCUGCUGCUGCGCAAGGAAGGGGCUGACUUCCACACCUCAGCUGAGUUUGAGGUGGUUCGGACCAUCAAAGAGCGAGCUUGCUAUCUGUCCAUCAACCCACAAAAGGACGAGGCUCUAGAGACUGAGAAGGUGCAGUACACGCUUCCAGACGGCAGCACACUUGAUGUGGGGCCUGCGAGAUUCCGAGCCCCUGAACUGCUGUUCCAGCCAGACCUGGUGGGGGAUGAGAGUGAGGGGCUCCAUGAAGUUCUGGCCUUCGCCAUCCACAAGUCCGACAUGGACCUCCGCCGAACACUUUUCUCCAAUAUCGUGCUAUCAGGGGGCUCAACACUGUUCAAAGGCUUUGGAGACAGGUUACUAAGUGAAGUCAAGAAGCUUGCCCCGAAAGAUGUUAAAAUCAAGAUCUCUGCUCCUCAGGAGCGGCUGUACUCCACAUGGAUCGGAGGCUCCAUCCUCGCCUCACUGGACACCUUCAAGAAGAUGUGGGUAUCCAAAAAGGAAUAUGAAGAAGAUGGCUCCCGCGCGAUUCAUCGCAAAACCUUCUAAUGCCCGAGGAGGGUGGACAUACUGGGGGAGAGGGAGGAAAGGGGAGCCAGAGCCCUUGACUUCUUUUGGUCUGGGUUCGUGUUCUAAGAUUAGGGUCCCCUGCAUGCUCUGACCCCGGAGCAGGUGGUGCGGUCAUGGUCACCUGUAGCCCUCCCCUCCCCUCCCCCUGUGCUCAACACACACACAGACACACAGAGAGUAAUGAUCAGCUGCAUGGAUGGCAGUCCCAAGCUGGAACAUGGGAAGGGCCACUGCCACCUGUGGCUCCUGCUCUGGCCUUGAAGCUCUGAGACCAGACUCCUGCUCCAUUUGCUCCGACAGGCUCCCAGUGGGGCUAGACUCCCUGGAUCUCUGGAGUAGACUGAAGGGAGGGACAGCCAGGAGCUCCCCUCAAGGUGGUGAGGCACAGUGGUGGUUCAUGCUGCUGCCUCUUUCUGGCCUGAUGAGGCAAAUGUCCAACAUAGGACUGACUAGGGAACAGUCCUCCGUCCCACUGAGGGAAUGUAGCCAAGAGUCAGAGCAUCAGAGCUGUGGGCAGCCACAGCUUGUGGUUUGCCCCACUCUCUUUCAAAGCACUACACUGAUUGGCCACUCCCUCCUCUUUCCCUUGGUGCCCUGGACAGGAAGGGGGAAAUGGUCUUUAUUUGCUGAAGGAAAGCCAUUUAAUCAGGACUCAGACCCAAAGGGUAGGCAUAUUCUCACCUCCCUCAAGAAAGGUCUUCACCAUGACCAGGGCCUCCCCUCCCUCUCCAGAUCUGAACAGUAAUUUAACACAGUUGCCUGAAAAAUACUUGUUUUUAUAAAUCAUUAUAGUAAUAAUUAUGGACAAGGCCCGGUGUGUGGCUCUGAUUCUUGGGGCUCUAUGCUCUGGUUUGCUCGCCCAUCCCUGGGAAUGCCAAGAGAAAGGACACUGGCAGAGCUCAGGAGCUUGAGGCGACAGGACAGGUGAGAGCAGCCAUACCCUCCCGCUGUGACCUGCUAGGGCUGCUGUGUGUGCCUUGUGCAUGUGUGCCACGCCUCCACGGGCCUGCCAAGGUGUGCGGGUGCUGGCAGUGAUGCAGGCUUAGCGCUUACAGCAGGAGAGGGAAGAGUGGGCAGCCUGGGAAUGGACCAGGCUCCACAGGAAGAAGCAGAACACAACCUGCAGGAGCCUGCAGGCAGCAAGAGCUCUGCAAGCAGAGAGUUUGCUUGCUAGCAUGUCAGUGCACACUACACAGCACGUGAUUGAGGUUGAUGGUGAGACGAGAUAUAAAGGGCUGGGCUCAUCUUAAAGGAGAAAGAUGCCAGCCAUUUUGGAAUAGUGUUAGGCCUUAGGGGUUAGGGCUGCACCAGCAGGUGGGGCAUGCUGCCUUGUAAGAGCUUGGUGAGUUGGUGGUUAGUGAGAGCUCUUUGACAGGCUCGGGAGGGAAAGUUGGCAAGGAAGGUAAAUUGGUGUGUGGCACAGUGACAUAAACCAAAGAGGUCAGAUGGACUAGCAUGUGGAGGAUCUGAAGGACAUUAACUGUUAAGUGACAAGUUUUCACUGUGGAAGAAUAGUGAGCAGAGCCAAGUGUUGAAAGCUAUAGGCCCAAGUACUGAUCAGGAAUGUGUGCAGCAGAUGCUGUGUGGCCAUGUGGUCACAGCACAGCAUCAAAGUUUACACAGAAGCCUGUGCUAAGGGACCCUGAAAACCAGUUCCUGUGCAGGGCUCUGCUGGCACCACUGGCUCAAAGCCACCUGUGUUUGGAACCUUCCUGCUGAGCUCCUCAUGCCCACAUUUGUCAGUCUGAGUCUAUGGUCUGCAGGACCUCUACCCACCCUUUCCUAUCAGGGCCCCAUCCCAGCUCACGACCCUGCUCCAUCCUGCCCACCCAGUGUGUUUGCUCAUAAUCUACUGUGCGGGUAACCACCUCAAACCUGUAAUGACUUAUAAGCCAUACAAUAAAAUAUUCAUGAGU